Hevea brasiliensis (rubber tree) is the source of this 1861-nucleotide messenger RNA. RefSeq names its product berberine bridge enzyme-like 15. Lineage: Eukaryota; Viridiplantae; Streptophyta; Magnoliopsida; Malpighiales; Euphorbiaceae. The transcript has a single exon. Gene Ontology annotation, molecular function: FAD binding; oxidoreductase activity. The coding region runs from base 72 to 1709 and encodes 545 amino acids. The record is from RefSeq and is a predicted model, not a curated record.
CCUCUAUAAGAUCUGUGUAAUUCCACUAUCUUCAACACAAGCCAAGGCCACAAAGAGCCUUCAAACUCAAGAUGGUUCCUUCAAUUUCUUUCGUUCUUUCUGUACUUAUUAUCCUUGUGCUCUCACCUUCCUGUUCACUUUCCUUUCCAAUUCGUGAUAGUUUUCUCCAAUGUCUCAUUGUCAAUUCUGAAAUUGUUAUUCCUUUCUCCAUUGCCUUUUACACGCCUGACAAUUCUUCUUUCUCUUCCUUUUUACAGUCUUCUGCUCAAAAUCUCAGGUACUUGUUGCCUUCUGUGCCAAAGCCUGAGUUCAUAUUCACACCUUUGCAUGAAACCCACAUCCAGGCUGCUGUUAUCUGCUCAAAACAGCUUGGAAUCCACCUCAGAGUCCGUAGUGGAGGCCAUGACUAUGAGGGUCUCUCUUAUGCUUCUGAAAUUGAAGCACCUUUCAUUGUUGUAGACCUUUCAAAGCUUCGUUCUGUUACGGUUGAUAUUGAAGAUAACAGCGCAUGGGUUCAGGCUGGUGCCACAAUUGGUGAAGCUUACUAUAGAAUUGCUGAAAAAAGCAAAACUCACGGAUUCCCAGCUGGUCUUUGCUCCAGUUUAGGCGUUGGUGGACACAUUACAGGCGGUGCUUAUGGUUCCAUGAUGAGGAAGUAUGGUCUUGGUGCUGAUAAUGUCAUCGAUGCUCGUAUAAUUGAUGUCAAUGGCAGAGUUCUUGACCGACAAGCUAUGGGAGAAGAUCUUUUUUGGGCUAUUAGAGGAGGUGGAGGAGCUAGCUUUGGAAUCAUUGUUUCUUGGAAACUAAAUUUGGUUCCUGUACCCGCAACUGUGACAGUUUUUACAGUUACUAAGACCUUGGAAGAAGGUGCCACUAAAUUGCUCUACCGGUGGCAGCAAGUUGCACAUAAGCUCGAUGAGGACCUCUUCAUCAGAGUCAUAAUACAACCGGCUACAGCUGGGAACAGCACUGCAAGAACUGUAACAACUUCCUACAAUGCCCUGUUUCUUGGAGAUGCCAGCAGACUCCUCCAUGUAAUGCAUAAAAGCUUCCCUGAAUUGGGUUUGACAAGAAAAGAUUGCACAGAAACAAGCUGGAUCAAAUCAGUGCUAUACAUUGCUGGCUACCCAAUCACAACACCUCCAGAAGUUUUACUGCAGGGGAAGUCUUUAUUCAAGAACUAUUUCAAAGCCAAAUCAGAUUUUGUCAAAGAACCCAUUUCUGAGACAGCUCUCAAGGGUCUCUGGAAAAGGUUAUUAAAAGAAGAAAGUCCAUUGAUGAUAUGGAAUCCAUAUGGUGGAACGAUGAGCAAAAUUUCCGAAUCUGAAAUUCCUUUCCCUCACAGAAAGGGAAACCUGUUCAAGAUCCAGUACUUGUCAACUUGGCAAGACGGAGAAAAGAGUGCUGCGAAGCAUAUGGAUUGGAUUAGGAAGCUUUACAACUACAUGGCACCAUAUGUUUCCAUGUCUCCAAGAACUGCAUAUGUAAAUUACAGGGACCUUGAUUUGGGCAUGAACAAGAAGACAAACACUAGCUUUAUUGCAGCUACUGCUUGGGGAAACAAGUACUUCAAGGACAAUUUCAACAGACUGGUAAAAGUGAAGACCAGAGUAGAUCCUGAUAACUUUUUCAGGCAUGAACAGAGCAUCCCACCACUUCCCGUUUCCCUGAGAAAAAGAAGAGGAAGAGGAGGAGGAAUGAAGGACUAGAGAUUAAGAUUAGCUUGGUUGGAGCAGCGCUUGUCCCCAGAUUGCCCAAGGAAAGGGGAAUAAUAAUUUUCACAGAAAAUUUAUUAUUAUUAUAUUAUUGUGGUCUAAAGUACUGUUGUUCAAAAUUAGCUAUUGUAAGGUUUUUGUUGAAC